Molecule: messenger RNA, 1077 nt
Organism: Cryptomeria japonica (Japanese cedar)
Lineage: Eukaryota; Viridiplantae; Streptophyta; Pinopsida; Cupressales; Cupressaceae
Product: putative anthocyanidin reductase
Exons: 5
Coding region: 67-1077 (336 amino acids)
Molecular function (GO): oxidoreductase activity, acting on the CH-OH group of donors, NAD or NADP as acceptor
Source: RefSeq, a predicted model, not a curated record
UCUAUUUUCUCUUACAAUCAUCUACCUUAAAUUACAGACCUAGUUCGAAGAAAAAUUAUUCACGCCAUGGCGGAUGAGGGUAAGCAGACUGUGAAACGAGUGUGUGUGACUGGAGCUUCAGGAUACAUUGGAUCAUGGCUGGUGAAAAAUCUUCUGCAAAAGGGUUACACAGUGAACGCCACUGUUAGAGAUCCAGGAGACGAGAGAAAAUGUCGGCCUUUGUUGAAUCUGGCAGGAGCACAGGACGGGCUUAAGCUUUUCCAAGCUGAUCUGCUGGAAGAGGGAAGCUUUGAUUCUGCAGUGGAGGGUUGUGAAGGAGUUUUUCAUGUAGCCGGUCCUAUGGGUGGCGCCUCACCUGAAGAUUUCAUUAUGUCUACUGUAAAUGGAAUACUUAAUGUGUUGAAAGCAUGCACGAGAGCCAAAUCUGUUAGGAGAGUGAUUUUCACUUCAUCUGUUUGUGCUACUUGUCCAUUGAAUGACAAGGGGGAAUUAAAUCAUUCAUACAUUGAUGAAACAUGUUGGAGCUCUCUAAAUUUCCUUAAAACACAAGUACAUGGUGCAACUUGGUAUAUGACUGCAAAGACAUUAGCAGAACAGGAAGCAAUUAAUUAUGGUGCCAAAUAUAAUCUUGAGGUGAUAACAGUGCAACUAGCUUUUGUCAUUGGGCCUUGGUUUACAAACAAAAAUGAUUUAACAUCUUUCCAAGUAAUAUCUGCCCUAACUGGAGGAGAUGAUAUAUACUAUGGAGCACUUAAGUAUAUGCAAUCUGUAUUGGGCUCCAUUCCAAUAGUUCAUAUUGAUGAUGCAUGCGAUGCGCAUAUAUUUUUGAUGGAACAUCCUAAUGCACAAGGCCGUCAUGUUUGUUCUGUUGAUUCUAGAACUCUCAAGUCUCUCAAAGAUGUUCUUGCUAAACAAUUAAAGAUUUCACUGAAGUUUCAUGAGGAGGACUCAGUUAAAAAAUAUGUACCGUUUUCUUCCAAAAAAUUAUUGGAUAUGGGCUUCUCUUACAAACAUAGUUUGGAACAAGCUUUUGAAGAGGGCAUAGAAUGUGUCAAAAAGAAUAAGAUUUUGAAUUAA